Molecule: messenger RNA, 1972 nt
Organism: Dendronephthya gigantea
Lineage: Eukaryota; Metazoa; Cnidaria; Anthozoa; Malacalcyonacea; Nephtheidae
Exons: 7
Coding region: 468-1532 (354 amino acids)
Molecular function (GO): protein binding
Source: RefSeq, a predicted model, not a curated record
UGUGCCUAGUAUAUGCAGUAAAAUUCAAAGUCAAGCCUAUUCUAGACUAUAUUUAAAGGCUAUACUGCAUGCCUAUACAAAGAACAAUCCCUACUCUAGCUAAAAGUCCGCGUGUUUAUAGCCAUCGCCCUUCAUGGCUAUGGUGGAAAUGGAUGUAUUUAUAUCAUAUAAUACCAACGUAUAUCGUAAAUAAUGUACAUCACUACGCUUUAUAUUUUUACGCCUCCACGUUUGUUGUUCAUCCGUUGGCAUUUGGCGUUGCCCUGAUCCGGAUAUACCUGAUAAUGACGUCUUAUAACCUAAUGCAUGCCUUUAGCUUUGAUUUCAAAUACACUUCCGUUCGAAAAGGGAAGUUCCCGUCGCAUUUAUAUAACUAGAAUUAGAACCAUGCAGCCAACCAUUCUAGUUUGACGCGCAAGAGAGAAGGUUGAGGAAAAAGAGCAAGGGGAUUUUUGGGGACUUUAGGAAUGGCUUCCUUUUUCGGAAUUUUUAGAACUGACUCUCCGACUCCUUUUGGAAUACAAACAGGAAUUGGAUGCUUUAUUGAUUCUAAAGCUGGCACAAUCGUAUCCACGAUUGGCAUGAAACUGGAAAAUGAAAUGGUGAAAGUCAGAGUGAAUGAAAAAGCAAUAACUGAUUGCGAGUCACUAAAACAGACUUUAGACAGCAGCAAUAGCAGCAGUAGCAUUGGUAGCAAUAACAGUAGCAAUAACGGUGAUUCAGAUGGAAAGGAAUCAGGUAACUCGAGCGAUUCAGGAACGAUCCAGGACUCUGCUGAUGGCGAUGAAUGCCAAGAUGGGGUGAAAAUUAGAGAUGGAGUUUUGGUUAAAGACAUUCAACGUGGAACAUAUUCCCAUGGCCUUGGUUUGAGGGAUGAUGACAUCAUCUUAUCACUCAAUGAUCAACCUGUAAAAUCUGCAGCUUUUGUUGUCGUCUUCGUACAACGCGUAAUAGACAGCAGUAAAACGGGCAAAUUAAGAAUGGAAAUUUACAGAAAAGAGAAAGGAUUGAUUGUGUUGGAUAAUGGCGGGAACGAUCUAUGCAGCUUGGAUGAUCAUGAACUCACGCGGAUCCAUUGUACUACAAACAGAAUGAAAAGCGUCAGAUUCCGAGGAAAAUAUCUCAUAGUAAAGUCCGGAGAUACGAUCACUUUAAGCAAAUUUAGAACGCCUCAAGAGGAUAAAUUGUUUAUACUACGACAUUAUGUGCCAAGCAUUUUAUCUGGGGAACCAGAGAAAUUAAUCGUAACAAUGCAGCACAAAACCAGUGGAAAAUAUUUAUGGGUCGAAAACGAAAAAAUUUCUUUGAAGGAUCCACCGCCUGCAGAUGGACCAACUUUGCCCGGAAACAGCAAUUACCUUUUUGAUGUUAUCAAUGCGGAACUUUCCGACAACAACACUAAAACCUUCCAACCAGUUAACUGCAGUGAACAAGCAUUGGGUUUUAAAAGGCCGACAUCAUCUGCUAAAUUGAUGGAUGCAACGAAAAAAAAAACUUUUUUCGAGAUAUUUACUGUCAAAGACCACUGUUGAUAGUUCAGUUUUUUCUGAUAAGUCGAUAAAUGACUUUAUGAAAAUAGAUUGUAGAACUGAAUGACGUGUCCUCCAACGUACAAAGAGAACAACCCGGAGAGCAAAAGCCUUCUUCGUCAUAUAUAAUAGGCAAAAAUAGAAAAGUUAAGAAAUGCGAUUAUACAUGAACUUGCCGCGUAAGCACUAGCCGGCUCGUAGAAAAUAAAGUACGUUAAGUUCUCUUGCUACAACAUAGACCAGUGAGCCUGGGGCCGUUUGUGUACAAGGGUGCACAUCAAGCAAAUAUCUGCGGGGGUUUCUAAACUCUGCAUGGGACCGACUUUUGUUGUGUUGUAAUAAUUUUGAUAGAAAGAGCCUCCAUUAAGGCAUAUAUUUUACAAGUAUAUGCUGAGACGUACAACGUCAAAGCUGCAAUAAUUUUUGAAAUAUAUUUUGAAAUG